Molecule: messenger RNA, 586 nt
Organism: Jaculus jaculus (lesser Egyptian jerboa)
Lineage: Eukaryota; Metazoa; Chordata; Mammalia; Rodentia; Dipodidae
Product: eotaxin
Exons: 3
Coding region: 40-333 (97 amino acids)
Biological process (GO): inflammatory response; cellular response to type II interferon; monocyte chemotaxis
Cellular component (GO): extracellular region
Molecular function (GO): chemokine activity; CCR chemokine receptor binding
Source: RefSeq, a predicted model, not a curated record
CUGAGACCAUCCAGAAACCUCCAGCUCCUUCCCUCCACCAUGCAGGUCACUGCGGCUCUGAUGUGCGUGCUGAUUACAGCUGCUGCCUUCAGCUCCCCUGUGCGGGCUCAUCCAGCUGUUGUCCCAGCUCCCUGCUGCUUUGUUAUGUCCGCUAAGAAGAUCCCCACCCAGCGACUUGGGGGCUACAGAAAAAUCUCUAACAGCAAAUGUCCACUGCAGGCCGUGAUCUUCAAGACCAAACUGGGCAAGGAGAUCUGUACUGACCCCAAACAGAAGUGGGUCCAGGACUCCAUGAAGCACCUGGACCAAAAAUCCAAAAUCCCAAAACCAUAAAGAGUCACCACUUUUGAGACUAAACAAAAGCCUCAGGCUUUUCUAAAAAUGCUUGACUUAUUUUACUUUCCUAGGAAAUGUUCUGAGAUAAUCUCAUUCCCAAAGGAAUGGGUUUUAUUUAGCAAUAAAUGGGGUUGGAAAUCAGUGUGUAAAGUAAAAUGAGACAGACUAACAUAAAAGACAAAUAUUACAUGAUAUCAAAGGGAUCAUAUGCACGAUAUUUACAAUAGGCAUGAAAGUAAAUGUGGGUCUA